AUGAACCAACAAGGUCAAGUAAUUGUCAGAUUAGCUUGUUCAAAAUCUAGAGUCGCGCCAAUUAAAGAGGUAACCAUACCUAAAUUAGAACGGUGUGGAGCACAACUACUUUCUAGAUUAUACAAAGAAGCACUUCCUGCGCUUAAUUUUACUUGUAAUAAAAUAGUCUUUUGGUCAGAUUCAACUAUUGUCUUACAAUGGCUCAAACGCUCGCCCCACACUCUCAAAGUCUUUGAAUCAAAUCGAGUUUCUGUAACACAAUCUCUUGGGAAUGAUGUAGAAUGGCGACAUAUUAGAACUAAUGAUAAUCCUGCUGACUCUUUAUCUCGAGGUCAAUUACCGUCCGAUUUUCUUAAAAACAAAACGUGGUUUGAGGGUCCUACGUGGCUUACACAAGAUCCUAAUACCUGGCCUAUUUCUAUUCAGUCUGUUCCUUCAGAACUACCAGGUUUACGAAAAAACACCUGUCUACUAGCAUCUACCAGUGACCUCUUCCAACGCUUUUCAUCGUAUGCAACACUCAUAAAUUCUUUUUCAUUCAUUUUACGUAUGCUCAAAUCAAGUCCGUUUAAACAUAAACCGCUGAGUGUUGAAGAAAAAUCAAAAACAGAAAUUCGAAUACUUACAUUAAUUCAACAAGAACAAUUCCAUUAUGAAAUAGAACAACUUAAAGAAACUGGAGACACUAAAAAUCUAAGAUUACGUUGUCUAAAUCCUUUUAUUGAUCAAAACGGUUUGUUACGAGUAGGUAGUCGUUUAAAACACGCCCCUAUUUCAUUUUCUACAAAACAUCCCAUUUUACUGCCUUCACAUCACUAUGUUACAGACUUAAUUAUUAGAGAAACACAUAAAAAUGCAUACCACUCUGGUAUCCAAGCAACAUUAUCAAACUUACGUCAUAAAUUCUGGUUACUGGAUGGAAAAAGUCAGAUAAGGCGAGUUGUCAAAAGAUGCGUGGAAUGCAUUAGACAUCGUACUGUGAUACUUCAAGGGAAGAUGGCUGACCUACCUAGUGCCAGAGUUACAGAAUCAGCCGCGUUUUCUCACGUGGGAGUAGACUAUUUUGGACCUUUGUUCAUAAAAGAACGAAAAUUUAGAAAUCGAACUAAGGUUAAAGUCUAUGGGUGCGCUUUUAUUUGCAAGGCCACUAAGGCGGUCCAUCUUGAGAUUGCUAGUGACCUGACUACGGAUGGCUUCCUGGGAGUUUUCGGACGGUUUAUUGGUCACCAGGGGGUCCCGUCUCAUGUUCAUUCUGAUAAAGGUACCAAUUUUGUAGGCGCUAAUAACCAAUCACAAGAACCUUAUGCACUUUUUACAUCUAAAUCUCAUCAAAAUUUAGUCAAUGAUUAUGCAGUUAGAAAAAAAAUUGUUUGGAAAUUCAAUCCACCACUAUCACCGCAUUUUGGGGGCAUUUGGGAGGCGGCAGUAAAGUCUUUUAAACAUCAUUUUAAGAGGGUGGUGAAGGAUCAACUUCUGACUUUUGAAGAGUUGAAUUCCUUAACUGUACAAAUUGAAGCUAUACUUAACUCUAGACCUUUAUGCACGCUAUCUAACGAUCCAAAUGAUCCUAUCGCAUUAACACCUGCUCAUAUUUUAAUAGGGCGUCCUCUCACAAUGCUGCCUGAAUAUGAUUUUUCUAAUGUUGCAGACAAUCGUCUAAGCGUAUGGCAAUUCGUCACUAAGGCAAGACAAGACUUUUGA
Molecule: messenger RNA, 1701 nt
Organism: Cotesia glomerata
Lineage: Eukaryota; Metazoa; Arthropoda; Insecta; Hymenoptera; Braconidae
Exons: 1
Coding region: 1-1701 (566 amino acids)
Biological process (GO): DNA integration
Molecular function (GO): nucleic acid binding
Source: RefSeq, a predicted model, not a curated record